AUGCAGCACGCGCGAAACUCGACCGGCGCGCUCGCGCGUGCGGCCCUCGCCGCCGGCGCGAGGCCGACGGGCGCGGGUCCCGCCAGAACCGACGCGAUGCUCGCGGCCGUGCGGGGCAUCGGACAGGUUGGAGUGCCCGAGAACUACGGGCAGGUGAAGGAUGGGCCCGGGACCAAGUUCCUCGGGACCCCGGCCAACCACAGAGAGCUCCUGGAGAAGCGGCCGCUGUCCCCCGACGUGUUCGACAUCGACGGCUCCUCCACCCACUACAAGUUCCCCGUCGUCGCGCUCAGCUCAAUCACCAACAGGGUCACCGGGUGCGUCCUCUCCGGCGCCGUGGCGUUCGGAGGGUCGCUCUGCGCGGUGGGAGGACCGGAGGCGCUGCCCGCGUUCAUCGAGGGGUUCAAGUCCACCGUGCCGUUCCUGGUGUUCCCCGCAAAGGCGCUCGUCGGGUUCCCGUUCGUCUACCACACCCUCGGCGGGUUCCGGCACAUCGUCUGGGACAAAACCACAAACGGCAUCGACAACGCGAGCGCUAAGGCCAGUUCCAUCGGUCUGUUCGCGGCGUCCGGGGCCGUCACCGCGGCGCUGGCGUCCUACACCUUCUGA
Molecule: messenger RNA, 609 nt
Organism: Micromonas commoda
Lineage: Eukaryota; Viridiplantae; Chlorophyta; Mamiellophyceae; Mamiellales; Mamiellaceae
Exons: 2
Coding region: 1-609 (202 amino acids)
Biological process (GO): tricarboxylic acid cycle; mitochondrial electron transport, succinate to ubiquinone
Cellular component (GO): membrane
Molecular function (GO): succinate dehydrogenase activity; electron transfer activity
Source: RefSeq, a predicted model, not a curated record